Hibiscus syriacus is the source of this 2990-nucleotide messenger RNA. Its product is annotated as synaptonemal complex protein 1-like. NCBI's taxonomy places the organism in Eukaryota, Viridiplantae, Streptophyta, Magnoliopsida, Malvales, Malvaceae. The record is from RefSeq and is a predicted model, not a curated record. Gene Ontology annotation, biological process: reciprocal meiotic recombination.
GAGAGCUCUCGAAAGCGAUUGAAGCGAAAUUUCCUGAGUUUCGUUGUCAUAUUUGACCUUCGAUCUUUGAAGAUGCAGAGACUAGGGUUUCCAAGCGUUAAAAACUUGGAUCAAUUCAAAUCCUUAUCACGAUCCGGCUCUGGAUCCGCCAAAACCUUCCAAGUCUCUUCGCGACCGUCUUCCGAUUCAAGUUCUCUGGGAAGUUUCGCAAAUUUGAAACUUACUGCAGAGAAACUUGUUAAAGAGCAAGCUUCUGUGAAGACCGAUCUCGAAAUGAAGAAUUGCAAGCUGAUGAAAUCAAUGGAUCAUAUCCGGAUAUUAGAGGAAAAAUUGCAGAAUGCUUUCAACGAGAAUGCUAAGCUCAAAGUAAAGCAAAAGGAAGAUGAGAAGCUUUGGAAAGGUCUAGAGUCCAAAUUCUCUUCAACUAAGACUCUUUAUGAUCAACUCACCGAAACAUUACAUCAUUUAGCCAUUCAAGUUCAGAAUGCUGAGAAAGAUAAGGAGUUUUUCGAAGUCAAAGUGGCUGAAGGUUCAAAAGCGAUAGACUCACUGAAUGAGCAUGUGGAUGGCCUUUCAUUGAAGUUAAGUUUUGCUGAGGAAACUACCAGAAACCGUGGAAAGAAAAUAGAAGAACUCAAAUUUCAGAAAGAGGAAAAUGAUAGGUUUUACAGGGAUGAACAGCGCAAAACUGAGAACCUCAUCGAGGAAAAAGAUGCUCUAAUAAAGAAAUUUGAAGCAACCGUAAUUGCAAAUAAACAGGCUGCUGAGAGUUUGAACUCUAAAAUGGGAGAAGUUCAGAUUGAGCUGAGAUUAAAAAAGGAUGAGAUAAAAUGUUUGCUAACCACCCAGGAGAAUUUGGAGAAAGAGAACAGUGAUCUUCUGUUGAGCAAUAAUGAAUAUGCUAAAAAGCUAUCAGUAUCCCUCCUGGAGAUAAAACAUCAUGAAAGUUUUGUUGCUUUGUUGUCUGCGCAGUUGGUUGAGCUGGAUAUACAAAAUAUGACUUUUACAAACAAGUUUGAUGAACUAAAUUUUCUCUAUGACACUUGCUUUAAGUUAGUCCAACAGGAGAGAGGUCUUGCUGCUGAGCAUGCCCAAAAGAAGUAUGAGCAACUCCAUGAUAAAUUCUUGUGCAUAACAUCUGAAAGGGAUGCAUUAGAAUCGGUUAACCAGCAGUUAAACAGUAUGAUCAUUGAACUUCAGAAAGCCCAAGAGUCUGCCAUGGCACAGCUUUCAGAAGAAUGCCAUUUAGCUGAAAAGAGAAUCCAGAAGUUGGAAUCCGAAGCAGAAAAUCUAGUCUCAAAGAAUAUUGAAACAGAAAAGUUGGUUUCAGAACUGGAGGAGAAGAUUGACACACUAUCUGAAAGUUCAAGAUCAUCCGAGAAUAAAAUGAGAGAUCUAUUGCUGAAAAAUUCAGCAUUGGAAAUGGAGAAUAAAGAUAAUACAGAGAAAAUGCAAGCAGAGAUACAAGGAAAAAAAGAAGAAAUUGAUAACAUGCGAAAGGAGCUGGAGAAACAUGAAGCACAGGAAGUUUCUUUGGAGACACAAGUUGGUCAGCUGCGGGUCAUGGUAGAGGAAAAAGAACAGCUUAUCCUGCAAUAUAAAGAAAGGGAAAAGAAGCUGGAAGAUCAAAUUUCUGAGAAUCAGGCAAUUCUGGAAACUGCUGAAAGUAAAAUUGUGGAAGCUAGGAAGCAGUACGAUGUGAUGCUAGAAAGUAAGCAGCUAGAGUUAUCUAGACACUUGAAAGAGAUAUCUCAGAGAAAUGAUCAGGCUAUUAAUGACAUGAGGAGGAAAUAUGACAUGGAGAAGCAGGAUAUUGUCAAACUAGAAAAAGAGAAGGCUGACAAAGUUGUUGGAGAAAUGGAACAGAAAUGUGACCAGAAGGUUGCAGAGUGCAAAGAAGAAUUAAGGCUAAAGUUGUUGAGCAUUCAAGAGGAAAAUGCUACUGUAAUCACUCGUCUUCAGCAGGAGCACGAUAGAAAGGAACAGAAUCUGAAAGCUGAUCACCAUGAGGAGCUAAAACGUGCCCAACUUCAGGCAGAAGAGGAGCUGAGAAAGAAAACAACAUCUCUUAGGAAUGAGCAUGAAGUUCAGAUGAAAGCAUUAAGAUGUCAAUUUGAAGAUGAGUGAAAAUCUUCAGAGGAGUUAAGUCUCCAAAAGUCCAAAGAAGAUAGACAGAGAGCUCUAUUACAACUGCAGUUGAAGGUCAUGAGUGACAAACCACAAGAGGAACAAGAAGUGGAUUCGAGAAGGGAUUAUUCCAUUUCUUCAGUUAAGAAGAAGGGUUCUGGUUUUGAGAAAAGAACUCAACAUGCUUUUGUAAGGCCAGAGGAAGAAGAGAAGCAAUCACCAUUCGCAGGUGUAACACAAACACCAGUGUCAAAAUUGUUGAAGAAAGUUGAAAAUACCAACACGGGAAGUGUAAUGAGCAUUCCUAGGCAUCAUAAGAAGGUAACCCACCAUGAAUAUGAAGUCGAAACUUCCAAUGGAAGAACAAUCACAAAACGAAGAAAAAGAAGUACAUUCUUAUUUGAGGAUCCAACGAAAAAGAAGGUUCGGAUACCAAAAGCUAAUAACGCCGGAAGUUUUGUUCAGGGAACUAAGGGAAGUCAACCAAAUGCUACAAAUAUCGGGGAUUUGUUUUCAGAAGGUUCUCUAAAUCCUUAUGCGGAUGACCCAUAUGCAUUUGAUUAAAGGAUGGAUGAUGUAUCUGAUGUUGACACCUGAAAACAGACUUAAUUCCCCCCCCCCCCCCAAACACAUUUGAAAGAGUCUUUUUUACCUUGUUUCUGAUGGGUUUUAGGGAUGAAUUCAAAUUUUUUCUGUUAGCAAGAGGCAUGUGAUGGUCUGAUUUUUGGAAAUAUAAUUGAGACCAUUUGUCUGCCACAUUCUGGCAUGUAAACAAUGUUAGAUAAAGAUUGUUAGGGUGUUUAGAAAGAAACAUACUUGGGAACUUUUGUGCAUGUGUUCAGACUGAAGUGAUGAAAUCAGGU